GAGCAAAAGUGGAUAGUAGCAUGCGUCUUCAUGCCUCCCCUCUACUCCCUCACUGCGUAUGUUUCUCUCCAUGAACCCCACUGGCGCUUGCUCUUACUCCUGGUCCGGGAGUGCUAUGAGUCAGCUGCGAUUUAUUCCUUCGCCAUGUUCCUAAUCUCUUGCCUGGGUGGUCAAGAGCGAACCAUAUGGAAGCUGUCAAGAAGCACCUACCAGCCACGCCAGAAACCCCUUCCAUACCGCACAGCACCACCUUCUCACUCCGCCUCUGAGUCGACGUGGCCAAGAGGAGGGGCAGCUGGCAGAGCAGCGAGGCAGCAACCACCGCAGUACACAGACAGCGAGUCUUGCGCACGCGAGGAUGAGGGCUAUUGGUCUUCCACUGACGCAGAUCUUGAGUCGGGGCAGGGCGAGGGCGUGGGUGCGGGGUGCUGGGAGUCUGUGCGGCAGGAGGGCAUUCUGGGAGAGCUGGGGUCGUCAGGAUAUGGCUGGAGAAGUGGUUCUGCUGCAGGUGGUGAUGGAGAAAGGGCAGGAGAAGCAGGAGGGCGAGCAGGAGGGCGGGGAGGAGGAGCAGCAGCAGCAGCAGCAGCAGCAGCAGCAGCACCUGCAUCCGCUGCUGUGGCACCACAUCCAGCACCAGGAGUGGGAGUGGCAGCAGCGGCAGCAGUGUCAUCUGGAGCAGCAGUGUACGUGCACCCUGUGCCGCUGCGAUGGUUGCUGCCGGAAUGGGUGCACGGGCAGCAGCUGUUUCAGGAGUGCAAGUUCGGCAUAGUGCUGUAUAUGGUGAUCAAGCCAGCAUGCGCCCUGCUGCAGGUCGUGUUUGGCCUGUUUGGACUCUACAAGGAGGGGGACUUCAGCCCAUACUCGCUCUACCCAUACGCAACGCUGCUAAUAAACCUGAGUCAGAUGUACGCACUCUACUGCAUAGUGGUGUUCUACCACGCCAUAGGCCACUACCUCGCGCACAUCCGCCCCUUGGGCAAGUUCCUAGCCAUCAAGGGCGUCAUCUUCGUCACCUACUGGCAGUCUGUCAUCAUUGCUGCGGCGGUGUUGUUCCUAGGGUUGGGCUCUGGGGGUGCGAGCCCGCUGCAUGGCUUGGAGUGGCAGGAUGCGGUGCAGGACUGGCUUAUCUGCGUGGAGAUGGCAGCAGCAGCCCUGGCCAACCACUGGACCUUCCCAGUCUCGCCCUACCAACGCUCCCGCCUCGCCCCCGCGCGCAUGCAGCGCCUGCCAGCUGGCGUCGUGGCAGUGCUCGCUGACAUGGCGGACCCGUCCGCCCCGCUGGACCCUGAAGAGAUCCUGGCGAGCGAGGUGAUUGGCCGAAGCCUGUUCACGGGCAGCACGGCUGCUGCUGCGGGAAUGGGAGGGGAAGGAGGGGGCUUAGGAAGAGGGAGAAUAGGAGAUGGGAGGGACAGAAGAGGGGGUGGAAUGGGGGCUGGAGGGGAUGCUGGUGGGAGAGGAGGCAGUGGAGUAGAAGGGGAAUGGAAUGCAGGAGGCAGUGGGGGUUUGGCCGGUGCACUAGCUGCAGCGUCACGCGUUGUUGGAGCGCCGUUUCGGAGAGACAGGCGAGAGGAUGCGUGGGAAUACGCGUCUGACUACUUGGGAAGGAGGGACAUGGAGGUUUCUGAGAAGAUUCAUGAUGUCUUUGUCGGCGGUGGCACUGAUGCCUUUCAGGACAUGCAGGCAGCAGUGCAGCGAGGCAUGCAGCCAAUAUCCGCUGCAGUGGAGCCGCUCACAGCAGCCGUACAGCCCUUCUCUGCUGCUGUCACCAGCGCCCACCAGCAGGUCGCCUCCACGUGGCACCAGCUGCAGGCGUCCCUCCCUGCCCUCCCUGCUGCCUUCCUCCCUGCUGUUGCCAACUCUAGAGGGAAUGUGAGGGAUGGAGGUGCGGGGGAGAGGAGUGGGCGUGUGCAGGGGAGAGGGGUUGGAGGGGGUGGGUGUGGGGCGGAUGGCAAGAGUGACCUCAUGGGCGCGGCUCUCAAUGGAAGUCACCUGUGCAACAUAAGUCGCCUCACUGCACUCACAACCCUCUCCAUAGGUUUGCCUCCGAUGGAUGCCUCGAUGAUUGAAGCAGAUUACUCCGUACCAACAGAGCCCGCUGAGAUGCCUGCUGUUGAGUCGACGCCUCAGCCCAGUCCUGAUCCAUAUGUUGAGGAUUACCCAACAGACAUGCCCAUGAAUCACUCAUCCAUGGGUCCCCCUGUGAUGCAAGGCUCCAUGGACGACCUCUCGUGUCUCGUCCCGCUCACCCGCCUCCAGACGCUCACCCUCGCAAAUCUCAACCUGACUGCUGGAGAGCUCCCUUCCUCUCUCUCUGCACUUACUUCACUCACGCAUCUUGACCUAAGUUUCCUUCGCAUCACCCGCUUACCGCAAUGGAUCAGCUCACUCUCCAAACUCGCCUAUUUGGACGUCACCGGCAACUUGGACGUCCACCGCACCGCACCGUUCCCCACCGAAUGGAUGGCGUUCACAGGACUGGUCUCUUUGCAGGCCGGUCUGAAUGGCUUCACUGGCUCUAUCCCCUCCACCAUCUCCGCCCUUACCAAUCUCACUGACCUCGAUGUGAGGGACAACCAGCUCAAUGCCUCCCUCCCUGACUCCAUCUCCCGCCUUGCAUCGCUGCAGCACCUGUGA
Molecule: messenger RNA, 2634 nt
Organism: Closterium sp. Naga37s-1
Lineage: Eukaryota; Viridiplantae; Streptophyta; Zygnematophyceae; Desmidiales; Closteriaceae
Source: the annotation of a GenBank genome assembly